Messenger RNA from Peronospora farinosa, 720 nucleotides. Lineage: Eukaryota; Oomycota; Peronosporomycetes; Peronosporales; Peronosporaceae. The record is from the annotation of a GenBank genome assembly.
AUGCUCCAAGGCAGCAGCCGUAGUAACUCGCCUUCCCGUCGUCCCCACUGCCAGCGCAGUCGCUCACCAUCUCGUGACGAUUCUUUGCAUCGCUCUGAAUCGAAAAAAUCGCAUCAAAACCGUCGUCGACGCCGCGGUAAACGUCGUGAAAUGGGUAAAAAGAAGGACCGGAUUCCCGAUAAUUGGGUCGAUGUGGCCAAAAUGGGUACAUUUAUAGGCACGUCACGAUUUGUGCCUCUUCGUGUCCCUCUGGAUGCCAAAUAUUUGCCCCAAUUUGAGACAAAAAAGGACGAAAUUUGGACCCCAACGGACUUUUUAGCCACUCAACAAGACCAAAAUCUUAAUAUUAAGAUGAUUAUUGACCUCACAAACACUUUCAAAUAUUACAAUGGAAAGAAUGAAUUUCAGGAUUCUGGAGUAAAAUAUGUCAAGAUUGAGAUUGAAGGGUUCAGGGGAGCUAUUGCAGUGCAUUGCACUCAUGGACUCAAUAGAACGGGAUAUCUCGUUGUCACGUACAUGGUGAAGAGGCUCAAUUGCUCGGUGACAGAAGCUCUGGAAGCUUUCAAGGUGGCUCGACCACCGGGACUGAUUAAGCACAUGUACAUUGAAGAUUUGUACAAACAAUUAGGAAAAGAUGAAGAGGUACAACUACCAGAACUUCCGGAAUGGGCUAGUGCGAAGUACAGUAGAAAAGCAGGGGAGGGAAAAAGGCGGGCGUAG